GCACUCUUUGUUUUGGUACUACCAUGUCGCUGUCAGACGAAACUCUUCGUAAAAUCCUUGUCCAAAUUCAACAAACCGCAAUCCAGUCGCAACGCGCCCAUACUCUCACUACUCAGCAAACUUCUGUGAAAGAGCGCGAACGAAGGAUAUUACAGCUCACCAUCGACGAAAUUGGUGCAAUCAAGGAGGAUGUGAACCUAUAUAAAGGUGUUGGAAAGAUGUUCAUGAUGGUACCCAGGAAGGAGAUGGAGAAGCAGUUAAAAACACAGGAGAAGGAGCUCUCAGAUGACAUUGCCAGCUUAAACAAAAAGUCGAAAUAUUUGGAGAAGCAGUUUAAUGAAGCACAAGCGCAGUUGCGGGAUAUUUUCCACCAUGCCCCAAAACAAUAAAUUACCGGUUCCACCAUUCUGACCAUUUGCUACUGUAUCGACAUCCGCACUAAUGCACUAAAUCUCAAUAUUCGGGAAAUAUGUAUGAGUCCAUGCUGAAAUAACCACAGUUACACUCUCAGUUACACUGUGACUUUAGAGAUGAGAGCAAACUAAAUCAAGAAAUCAAGAAUCGGAAGGAAAGCACCCUCAACUCAACUUCACGGGCAAGGUAAGAGUUCAACACGCAACCUCAGAUAGCAUCAAUCUAGAUCUUCCACCAACUCCACCAACUCCCUAGAAACAAUGCUUCUUCAGCUUCAUUCUCUUUGUGGUCCACCUAAGCUCCCUCUCCAACGUGAAUUCAUUACUUUGUAGGUGUAACUAAAUCACAAUUUACAGCCGCAUGGUGUAGUGAGUCAAAUGUUCAAGUUGAACAGAUACGGACAGUACGUGGGUGAACACUGUAAAAAUGGAUUUAGAUGAAGAGAGAUGGAAUAAACAGUGAAUAAAC
Messenger RNA from Lentinula edodes (shiitake mushroom), 882 nucleotides. RefSeq names its product Prefoldin. The transcript has 5 exons. The record is from RefSeq and is a predicted model, not a curated record. Gene Ontology annotation, cellular component: cytoplasm; prefoldin complex. Gene Ontology annotation, molecular function: protein folding chaperone. Bases 24 to 389 code for a protein of 121 amino acids. Gene Ontology annotation, biological process: protein folding. NCBI's taxonomy places the organism in Eukaryota, Fungi, Basidiomycota, Agaricomycetes, Agaricales, Omphalotaceae.